AUGGAAGUAGAAUAAACUCAAAAUAAAUAGCCUAAAAAAAUGCGAUUAUUCGAAUUAGGAUCGACUGAAGAUAAAAAAUAAGUAGAGUUAUUUUAUUUAUAGCAAUUAGAGUAGCUACCUGAAGAUAAAUAUGCUGAAAGUGCAAGCGAAAAAUUAAAACAUUACUUAGAAAGCAAAAAAUUAAUUGAUACAAGUUAAUAUUAUGAAUCAAAAUAUAAACCUCUUGAAUAAAAUGAUAUAUCAAAUAGUGAUGAAGCUUAUUAAAAAUAAAUGAACCAAGCUAAAAUUUUAGAAUAUGGAAGUAAUUUCGAUCCAAGCGUAUAUGAUCCAAAUUAAGUAAUUUAAAAUGAAGAUGAGCUACUAGAUAGUAUUCUCAAAAAAAGUGUGAGUGGAAAAUCUGCUUUGAAUUAAUUUAUCAAAACGCCUAGUUAACCAGGAUAAAAUAAUGGGAAUAUUCCUUUCAGUGGACCUUAAGCUAUUGUUGCAAGAUUUUCAGGUUAUUCUACAACUGUUAAAAAUGUAAUUCCAUCUGCUAUCAACAAGCAAUGA
Tetrahymena thermophila SB210 is the source of this 549-nucleotide messenger RNA. RefSeq lists its product as hypothetical. The record is from RefSeq and is a predicted model, not a curated record. The transcript has a single exon. NCBI's taxonomy places the organism in Eukaryota, Ciliophora, Oligohymenophorea, Hymenostomatida, Tetrahymenidae.